Messenger RNA from Polistes canadensis, 7520 nucleotides. RefSeq names its product myosin-VIIa (gene ck). The record is from RefSeq and is a predicted model, not a curated record. The transcript has 27 exons. Gene Ontology annotation, molecular function: cytoskeletal motor activity; ATP binding; protein binding. The coding region runs from base 1 to 6501 and encodes 2166 amino acids. Gene Ontology annotation, cellular component: myosin complex; cytoskeleton. NCBI's taxonomy places the organism in Eukaryota, Metazoa, Arthropoda, Insecta, Hymenoptera, Vespidae.
AUGGUCAUCGUUACGCGGGGAGAUUACAUAUGGAUCGAACCGAUAUCGGGAAGAGAAUUUGACGUUGCGAUCGGAGCACGAGUGAUUUCGGCAGAAGGUAGACGGAUCCAAGUUAAGGACGACGAUAAUAAGGAGCAAUGGCUGACUCCGGAGAGACGAAUAAAGGCUAUGCACGCCACGUCCGUGCAAGGUGUCGAAGAUAUGAUCAGCUUAGGAGACCUCCAUGAAGCUGGCAUUUUGAGAAAUUUACUGAUACGUUAUAACGAGAAUCUCAUUUAUACUUACACCGGCUCCAUAUUGGUCGCCGUAAAUCCAUAUCAGAUAUUGCCUAUUUACACCGCGGAACAAAUAAAGCUCUACAAGGAUCGCAAAAUUGGAGAACUUCCGCCUCACAUAUUUGCUAUCGGCGAUAACAGUUAUGCACACAUGAACAGAUACGGUCAAGAUCAAUGUAUAGUAAUUAGUGGCGAAAGUGGGGCAGGAAAGACUGAGAGUACGAAAUUAAUUUUACAAUAUUUAGCGGCAAUCAGCGGCAAGCACUCUUGGAUAGAACAACAGAUCUUAGAAGCAAAUCCGAUAUUAGAAGCCUUUGGUAAUGCGAAAACUGUGAGAAACGAUAACUCCUCUCGUUUCGGUAAAUAUAUAGAUAUUCAUUUUAACGAGCAUGGUGUGAUAGAAGGUGCCAAGAUAGAACAAUAUCUUUUGGAAAAAUCCCGCAUCGUGUCUCAAAGCUUAGACGAAAGGAAUUAUCAUGUUUUUUAUUGUAUGCUGGCUGGACUGUCAAAGGAAGAAAAACAAAAGCUAGAACUUGAGGAUGCCUCGUCGUACAGGUAUCUAACGGGAGGAGGGAGUAUAACGUGCGAGGGGAGAGACGAUGCUGCCGAAUUUGCUGAUAUAAGAUCAGCUAUGAAAGUAUUGUUGUUUACUGAUUCCGAAAUAUGGGAGGUUUUAAAGCUCCUCGCAGCUUUGUUACAUAUGGGAAACAUUAAAUACAGAGCUACUGUCGUAGAUAAUUUGGACGCAACGGAAAUACCAGAACAGACAAACGUUCAGAGAGUAGCGCAUUUGUUGGGUGUUCCAGUACAAUCAUUGAUAGAUGCUCUUACACGAAAAACAAUAUUUGCUCACGGCGAGACUGUAGUUUCCACGUUGUCAAGGGAACAAUCGGUCGAUAUAAGAGACGCUUUCGUUAAAGGAAUAUACGGGCGAUUAUUUAUACAUAUUGUGAAAAAAAUUAACGAAGCUAUUUACAGACCGAAGAAUACUUCGCGCAGUGCCAUCGGUGUUCUUGAUAUAUUUGGUUUUGAAAAUUUUAAUCACAAUAGCUUUGAGCAAUUUUGCAUUAAUUACGCGAAUGAAAAUCUUCAACAAUUUUUUGUACAACAUAUCUUUAAGCUAGAACAAGAAGAAUAUAAUCACGAAGGUAUUAAUUGGCAGCAUAUAGAAUUCGUCGACAAUCAAGAUGCAUUAGAUUUAAUAGCUAUUAAGCAAUUAAAUAUUAUGGCACUUAUCGAUGAAGAAUCAAAGUUUCCUAAAGGAACGGACCAAACGAUGUUAGCAAAGAUUCAUAAGACUCAUGGGACACACAGAAAUUACUUGAAACCAAAAUCGGAUAUCAAUACUUCAUUUGGAUUGAACCAUUUCGCAGGUGUUGUUUUCUAUGACACUAGAAGUUUUCUCGAAAAAAAUAGAGACACGUUUAGCGCUGAUUUGUUACAACUCAUUCAUAUAUCUUCAAAUAAAUUUUUACAAACGUGCUUCAUCGAGGAUAUUGGUAUGGGAUCUGAAACUAGAAAAAGAGCACCAACUUUGUCGACUCAGUUCAAAAAGUCAUUAGAUUCCCUUAUGAAAACUUUAUGCAGCUGUCAGCCUUUUUUCAUAAGAUGUAUUAAACCUAACGAAUAUAAAAAACCUAUGAUGUUCGAUAGAGGAUUGUGUUGCCGACAAUUAAGAUACUCUGGAAUGAUGGAAACAAUUAGAAUACGUAGAGCUGGAUAUCCAAUCAGGCAUUCCUUUCAUGAGUUCGUUGAGAGAUACAGAUUCCUUAUAUCGGGUGUACCACCUGCGCACAAAGUCGAUUGUCGAGCUGCUACUUCAAAAAUUUGCCAUGUAGUUCUAGGAAGAUCGGAUUAUCAAUUAGGACACACUAAAGUAUUUUUGAAGGAUGCACACGAUUUAUUUUUGGAGCAAGAACGCGAUCGUGUCUUGACGCGAAAAAUUUUGAUAUUGCAACGAAAUAUACGUGGAUGGGUUUACAGAAGAAGAUUUAUACGUAUGCGAGCGGCUGCAAUGAUAAUACAAAAGUAUUGGAGAGGCUACGCUCAACGGCAUCGUUACAAAUGUAUGAAGAGUGGCUAUAUGAGAUUACAAGCUCUCAUAAGAUCACGAGUACUUUCUCAUAGAUUUCGACAUUUGCGUGGACAUAUAGUUGCUCUUCAAGCGCGAGCUAGAGGUCAUUUAGUACGCAAAAUGUACCGCAAAAAAUUAUGGGCAAUUGUUAAAAUUCAAGCGCACGUGAGAAGAUUGAUAGCACAAAGAAGGUACAAAAAAAUUAAAUACGAGUAUAGAUUGCACAUUGAAGCAUUGAGGUUGCGGAAGAAAGAAGAACGCGAACUGAAAGAUCAAGGAAAUAAAAGAGCUAAAGAAAUCGCUGAACAAAAUUAUAGGGAACGAAUGCAAGAAUUGGAACGAAAAGAGAUAGAAAUGGAACUUGAAGAUAGACGCAGGAUGGAAAUUAAGAAAAAUUUGAUUAACGAUGCGGCGAAGAAACAAGACGAGCCAGUUGACGAUAGUAAAUUAGUCGAAGCGAUGUUUGAUUUCUUACCCGAUUCGAGUAGCGAAGCACCGACGCCAGCCAGGGAAACUUCUGUUUUCAAUGAUCUUCCAGCUCCUAAAGCUGAUCAGCAAGAAAUUAUUAGUCCGGUUCAAACCGCUUCGGAAGAUGAGGAAGACCUAUCCGAAUUUAAAUUUCAAAAGUUUGCAGCUACGUAUUUUCAGGGUAAUAUCACGCACCAGUACUCAAAGAAGCCAUUGAAACAUCCAUUACUGCCCCUGCAUACGCAAGGAGACCAACUGGCUGCUCAAGCUUUAUGGAUCACCAUACUCCGUUUUACCGGUGAUCUUCCAGAGCCACGUUUUCAUACGAUGGACAGAGAUACAACGUCUGUCAUGUCAAAAGUAACUGCAACACUCGGACGUAAUUUCAUUAGAAGUAAAGAAUUCCAAGAAGCACAGAUGAUGGGCAUGGAUCCAGAAUCAUUCUUAAAGCAGAAACCACGAUCUAUUAGACGAAAAUUAGUAUCGUUGACCUUAAAAAAGAAGAAUAAAUUAGGAGAGGAUGUUAGAAGGAGACUGCAAGAAGACGAAUACACAGCGGAUAGUUAUCAAUCUUGGUUAGAAGCAAGACCGACUUCAAAUCUGGAAAAACUACAUUUUAUUAUUGGCCAUGGAAUACUCCGAGCAGAAUUAAGAGAUGAAAUUUAUUGUCAAAUUUGCAAGCAAUUAACGAAUAAUCCAUCUAAAUCAUCUCACGCUCGUGGCUGGAUUUUAUUAUCUCUCUGCGUCGGUUGUUUCGCUCCGUCUGAAAAAUUCGUCAACUAUCUGCGUGCAUUUAUAAGAGAAGGGCCACCGGGCUAUGCUCCGUACUGCGAAGAUCGUCUAAAGAGAACGUUCAAUAAUGGUACUCGUAAUCAGCCUCCAAGUUGGUUGGAACUCCAGGCAACAAAAUCGAAAAAACCAAUUAUGCUACCUAUCACAUUCAUGGACGGAAAUACCAAGACUCUUUUCGCUGAUUCAGCAACCACAGCUAGAGAAUUGUGCAAUCAACUAUCUGAUAAAAUUUCAUUAAGAGAUCAAUUUGGAUUCUCCCUUUAUAUCGCGCUAUUCGAUAAAGUUUCAUCAUUGGGUAGCGGCGGUGAUCACGUUAUGGAUGCUAUUUCUCAAUGCGAGCAAUACGCUAAAGAACAAGGUGCACAGGAACGAAAUGCGCCAUGGAGAUUGUUUUUCCGAAAAGAAAUCUUUGCUCCCUGGCACGAACCAACGGAAGAUCAAGUAGCGACAAAUCUGAUAUAUCAACAAGUAGUCAGAGGUGUUAAAUUCGGUGAAUAUCGGUGCGACAAGGAAGAAGAUUUGGCAAUGAUCGCGGCUCAGCAAUAUUAUAUAGAGUAUCAUACGGACAUGAAUACAGAAAGAUUAUAUACUUUACUACCUAAUUAUAUACCGGAUUAUUGUUUAGCUAGUAUUGACAAGGCCAUUGACAGAUGGGGACAUCUUGUUCUGCAGGCAUAUAAAAAGAGUUAUUAUUUAAAAGAAAAAGUACCUGUUUUACGCGUUAAGGAGGAUAUAGUAGGCUAUGCAAAGUUCAAAUGGCCUUUACUUUUUUCUCGUUUCUAUGAAGCUUAUAGAAAUUCUGGUCCAAAUUUGCCUAAGAACGACGUUAUUAUAGCUGUCAAUUGGACCGGAGUUUAUGUUGUUGAUGAUCAGGAACAAGUGCUUCUGGAAUUGUCCUUCCCUGAAAUUACCACCGUGUCUAGUCAAAAAACGAACAAGAUGUUUACACAGACAUUCAGUUUGUCGACGGUGCGGGGAGAGGAAUUUACAUUCCAGAGCCCUAACGCAGAAGAUAUUCGUGAUUUGGUUGUAUACUUUUUAGAAGGCCUAAAAAAACGUAGUAAACAUGUUAUAGCAGUACAAGAUUACAAAGCACCUGGCGAAGGAUCCUCAUUUUUAAAUUUUCAAAAAGGAGAUCUUAUUAUUUUGGAAGAUGACAAUAAUGGCGAAAGUGUUCUUAAUUCGGCUUGGUGUGUCGGAACUUGCGAAAGGACUGGCGAGAAGGGAGAUUUCCCUGUAGAGACAGUUUACGUUUUACCGUCUCUUACUAAGCCCCCGAAUGAUAUAUUGGCAUUGUUUAGUAUGGAAAGUACUGAAAAUGGCCGUAAAUUAUAUCCUCAACAAAUAAAUGGAGUUGAAUCUCGAGACAAACCUCAUACUCUUAUGGAAUAUGCCAUUGACCACUUUCGAAUUCCGCCAAAGAGAACAAUGUCAAAAGCUUUAACUCUGACAACCGCAAGAAGAGGUCAUUCAGAUGAAUUAUGGCAUCACUCGAGAGAACCGAUAAAGCAACCGCUCUUGAAAAAGUUAAUAUCCAAGGAAGAGCUUGCAGAAGAAGCGUGUUUUGCGUUUAAUGCUAUUUUAAAAUAUAUGGGUGAUUUGCCAACCAAAAGACCUCGAAUAGGCAAUGAAUACACUGAUCUUAUUUUUGAUGGUCCUUUAAAGAAUGAAAUAUUAAGAGACGAAAUUUAUUGUCAAAUAAUGAAGCAACUAACCGAAAAUUGUAAUAGACUUAGCGAAGAACGCGGGUGGGAGUUGAUGUGGCUCACUACUGGACUUUUUACUUGUAGUCAAAGUCUUCUUAAAGAAUUAACAUUAUUUUUACGCACAAGACGGCAUCCUAUAUCUCAAGAUUCUUUACAAAGGCUUCAAAAAACUUUACGUAACGGUCAACGAAAAUAUCCUCCUCAUCAAGUGGAAGUAGAAGCUAUCCAACAUAAGACAACACAAAUAUUUCAUAAAGUCUAUUUUCCAGAUGAUACUGACGAGGCGUUUGAGGUUGAUUCAUCUACAAGAGCAAAGGAUUUUUGUCAAAACAUUGCGCAAAGGCUUAAUUUACGUUCAGCAGAAGGUUUUAGUUUAUUUGUCAAAAUCGCAGAUAAGGUCAUUUCUGUACCAGAAGGUGAUUUCUUUUUCGAUUUUGUGCGGCACCUAACAGAUUGGAUCAGAAAAGCUAGACCAUCGCGGGAAGGUGUUUCGCCCCAGUUCUCGUAUCAAGUAUUCUUUAUGAAAAAGCUAUGGACAAAUACAGUUCCUGGGAAAGACAGAAAUGCGGAUCUUAUAUUCCACUUUCAUCAAGAACUUCCAAAGUUACUCAGAGGAUACCAUAAAUGUACUAAAGAAGAAGCUUCAAGAUUAGCAGCAUUGGUAUAUAGAGUACGUUUUGGAGAAAGUAAACAAGAACUUCAGGCGAUUCCACAAAUGUUAAGAGAACUUAUACCAAGCGAUUUGGUAAAGAUACAAAAUUCUAAUGACUGGAAAAGAUCUAUAAUAGCUGCAUAUAAUCAAGAUGCUGGAAUGAGUCCAGAGGAUGCCAAAAUAACAUUUUUGAAAAUAGUUUAUCGGUGGCCAACGUUUGGAUCUGCAUUCUUUGAAGUUAAGCAAAGUACAGAACCAAAUUAUCCAGAAUUACUUUUAAUUGCAAUUAAUAAACAUGGAGUAAGCGUUAUACAUCCUCAAACAAAGGAUAUAUUAAUAACACAUCCUUUUACUAGAAUCUCUAAUUGGUCAUCUGGUAACACUUACUUUCAUAUGACAAUAGGAAACUUGGUAAGAGGCUCGAAACUUUUGUGUGAAACUUCACUUGGCUAUAAAAUGGAUGAUCUGUUAACGUCAUAUAUUUCAUUAAUGCUCACAAAUAUGAAUAAGCAACGUACAAUAAGAAUGAAAUAGAUUUAUAGCUACAUUUCCUCCAAAGCGAUUAAAAAAUAAUUCGUAAAUUUUUCUAUUUUUUCAAUAUAAGUGAUAAAAAAUAAAAAGAGAGAGAGAGAGAGAGAGAGAGAGAGAGAGAGAGAGAGAGAGAGAGAGAGAGAGUGAGUGAAGAAUAAGAAUAACUAUACUUUCCAUUAGAAAUUUGAAGUGUAAAACAAAAUGUAAGUAAUUUUAGGGCAAACUCAAUUUGACCGUAUCGAAAUAUUGUUGUUAAUGACUGUUUAUAUUUACUAUACAAUACCGUUGAAGUGGUAUUUUUUUAUCAUGCAAAGAGCACAUUCAUUAUGUUUUUAUGUGGUAUUUUUGUAUUUAUUUUUUGUUUCUUUUUAAAUUAAUGUCAUAAAGUUUAAUGUUUCUAAUAUUAUAAUUACAGUAUUAACUUUUUCAACACCAUAUUAUUUAAAUACAAGCAAAUUACUUGUUUAGUUUAUUCGUUUUACAUUAGAAAUAAGUAUAAAAGCCAGAUUUAUUUGUUUCACUCUUACCGUUCAAUUUGCAAUUAACAGUAUAAUUGAUAAUACAAAGGGAAUAAAAGUAUAUCUAUAUAAAAGAAUGAUCUAAAAGCAUUGUAUAUGAUUUAUUUAAAAAUAAGACUUUCAUAGAAUUUUGUAAAAUAUUAAUCUGCUUUAUAUUAUACAUAUAUAAUCAGAGGACUUUGUGCUAAAGCAUAUACUAUUCGGUUUCGAUAUAAAUGACAUUUUUCUUAUUAUUUAAAUAGUACAUAAAAUUGUUGAAAAUGACAAUAAGGUAAUAAAUAUUACUAUACGUAAGUUGUGAAUAUGAAAAUAUUGCGAAAUGAUUUUUUAAAGUGUUUAUUUAACGAUAUCGAGAUUCAUAAAUUAUAACAAGAGAAAAAAAAAAGAACGAAAAAGAAAAAUCAGAAACUACAUAAACUUGUAUCCGUCCAAUGAUAUUAAAGAAUAUAAUUACUUAUUAAUCCACAUUUAUAAAUUGUGAAUAAUAAAGACAAUAGUAUUCUU